AUGGAAGGCUAUGUUCCAUCCAAGCGACAGGCCGCUGGACAUGAUGGGUGUAUGAUCUCUCUGGAGAAUGGGUGUCUCUUUGUGAAGAUAACAAGCCAAAAGGAGAUAGAAUUCUACGCAGAAACACAAGCAAAAUCAAAUAGCACUACUGAUGUUCAGGAGGGAACUCAAUUAGUAGACUGGAUGCCGGUUUAUGUCGGCACGCUAACACAAGGUGACAUGAGAGGGAAGGAUAAAGAUGAGACUAUUGAAAUAGAGGACACGGAAUAUAGAAUGGAAAGAGACAGCUUGCAAGACCAGAAACAAAAGAGCGACGACAAGGUUAACUUUGGCAAACCAUACAUUGUGUUGCAGAAUAUGUAUUACGGUUAUACACUUCCCAGCAUAUUAGACAUCAAGUUGGGAUCUUUACUUACAGAUUCUAGUGCCACUCCUGAGAAAAGGGAGCGGCUUCAAAAGAUAUCAGAGACCACUACCAGUGGUUCUUUGAACUUUAGAAUAUGUGGAAUGAAUGUAUAUAAUGGGUCUCUGGACAACAAGCCUGAUGAGAUAUAUGAUGGGAUGUCAGAUCACAUUUCUUCAGUGUGCGAUGAAUCGAAACACUACUAUUUGGAGUACAACAAGAUGUUUGGGAGAUCCUUGACUUCCGAUAAUAUCGCCGAAGGAUUGUUAUCGUAUUUUGCAUACAUAUCCUCCAAUAGAGCAGUAUUGGAAAAGCUUUUAUUGAGAUUCUUGACUAGACUUCAGUUGCUUUAUAAUUGUGUAUUAGAAGAAGAAGUGAGAAUUAUCUCUGGGUCUUUGUUGUUCAUAUACGAGGGUGAUCUAGGAGUUUGGGAUAAAGUAAUAGAAGAGGACUCUAAAUAUGAAGCAGCAGACCCUCUUUUUGGAAGCGAAUGCUUUGAAAACGACGAUGACGAGGAAAGUGAUGAUUCAUCGAACCCCGAUAUUUUGGCCGAUGUUGAGAAAGAGUUCAACAAAGAAAGCAGUACUUCUCUUAAACGAAAGGCUCCGUUGAGCAGUUUAAGCUUAAUUGACUUAGCUCAUGCAAAAUACGUCCCAGGAGAAGGUUACGAUGAGAAUAUUAUUAUUGGCAUUGAGAAUUUAAUACUGAUAUUUGAAAAACUAUUACAUGAUGUAAAAGAAGAAAUAUAG
This is a messenger RNA of Priceomyces carsonii, 1152 nucleotides long. It is a transcript of the gene IPK2, whose product is annotated as inositol polyphosphate multikinase. Bases 1 to 1152 code for a protein of 383 amino acids. The record is from RefSeq and is a predicted model, not a curated record. Gene Ontology annotation, cellular component: cytoplasm; nucleus. The transcript has a single exon. Gene Ontology annotation, molecular function: inositol hexakisphosphate kinase activity; inositol-1,4,5-trisphosphate 3-kinase activity; inositol-1,4,5,6-tetrakisphosphate 3-kinase activity. Gene Ontology annotation, biological process: phosphatidylinositol phosphate biosynthetic process; inositol phosphate biosynthetic process. NCBI's taxonomy places the organism in Eukaryota, Fungi, Ascomycota, Pichiomycetes, Serinales, Debaryomycetaceae.